This is a messenger RNA of Podarcis raffonei (Aeolian wall lizard), 2187 nucleotides long. It is a transcript of the gene ZMPSTE24, whose product is annotated as zinc metallopeptidase STE24. The transcript is spliced from 10 exons. Gene Ontology annotation, cellular component: endoplasmic reticulum membrane. Gene Ontology annotation, biological process: CAAX-box protein processing. Lineage: Eukaryota; Metazoa; Chordata; Lepidosauria; Squamata; Lacertidae. The record is from RefSeq and is a predicted model, not a curated record. Bases 125 to 1555 code for a protein of 476 amino acids. Gene Ontology annotation, molecular function: metalloendopeptidase activity.
UCCCUCCUCCUGCUGCUGCUGCUGCCGGAAGCGCCCCAGGCGGAAGUGAGUGCCAGUGUCAUCCGAGGAGGAAGCUGGCGGAGGGAACAGGCGUGCUGUCGAGCGGCGGACUUGGGGGCCCAGCAUGGCGGCGCAGCGGCUGGGCGAUCUGUGGGCCGAGACCCCCCUGGAGAGCCGGAUCUUCUGCUCGGUGCUGCUCUUCUCGUGGGCCGUCUACCUGUGGGAGGCGCUGCUCGCCUGGCGGCAGAGGACUGUGUACAGGACAACCACCCAUGUUCCACUGGAAUUAGGACCAAUCAUGGACUCGGAAACAUUUGAGAAAUCUCGCCUUUAUCAAUUGGAUAAAAGUGCUUUCAGUUUUUGGUCAGGGCUGUACUCAGAGAUAGAGGGCACAGUGAUCCUUCUGUGUGGAGGAAUCCCUUUCCUCUGGUCUGUAUCUGGAGACAUUUCAGCUCGUGCCGGUUUUGGGCCUGAAUAUGAGAUUGUUCAGUCCUUGGUGUUCCUGCUGCUUGCUACACUCUUCAGUGCUGUUACCGGUCUUCCGUGGAGCCUCUAUAAUACUUUUGUCAUCGAGGAAAAACAUGGCUUCAACCAGCAGACUCUGGGAUUCUUUUUUAAAGAUGCAAUCAAGAAGUUUAUAGUGACCCAGUGUAUCCUGUUGCCAGUAACAUCACUUCUACUUUACAUCAUUAAAAUAGGUGGAGACUAUUUCUUCAUUUAUGCAUGGCUUUUCACCUUAGUAGUUUCUUUGGUCCUUGUCACAAUCUAUGCAGACUACAUUGCUCCCUUGUUCGAUAAAUUCAUCCCACUCCCUGAAGGAGAGCUGAAGCAGCAGAUUGAGGAGAUGGCAAAGAAUAUAGACUUUCCUCUGACCAAAGUGUAUGUGGUGGAAGGUUCCAAACGGUCUUCCCACAGCAAUGCCUAUUUCUACGGCUUCUUCAAGAACAAGCGUAUCGUGCUGUUUGACACACUCUUGGAGGAUUAUUCUGCCCUUAACAAAGAGCGCCCUGAGGAGCCUGGCUCAGAGAACCAGGUGGCUGGAGGAGACGGGGAAGAUGCCGAGGCAAAGGCUAAAGCCAAAAAUAAGAAGCAAGGUUGCAAAAAUGAAGAAGUCUUGGCUGUGCUGGGUCAUGAGCUGGGGCACUGGAAACUGGGCCACACGAUUAAAAACAUUGUCAUCAGCCAGAUGAACUCCUUCUUGUGUUUCUUUUUAUUUGCCGUGUUGAUUGGUCGAAAGGAGCUCUUUGCAGCUUUUGGAUUUUAUGAUACUCAGCCAACCCUGAUAGGCCUGUUGAUCAUCUUUCAGUUUAUUUUCUCUCCUUAUAAUGAGGUUCUCUCCUUCUGCUUAACUGUAUUAAGUAGGCGAUUUGAAUUUCAAGCGGAUGCAUUUGCCAAGGAUCUUGGAAAGGCUACAGACUUGUAUUCCGCUCUGAUCAAGUUAAACAAAGAUAAUCUGGGAUUUCCUGUUUCAGACUGGUUGUUUUCAAUGUGGCAUUAUUCUCAUCCUCCGCUGUUAGAAAGACUUCAAGCACUGAAACAAUCUAAGCAAGACUGAAUGAAAUAACUACUGGCUCAAAGGAGCUUCCAUCCCAAAACAAAUUUCCAGUUUUUAAAAACCAUCUAUACAUAUAUAUAUUCAUUCCAUUCCUGAGCACACCAUUCUGCAUAGCAACAUGCGCUGUUCACCUUAUUUGAAAGUAGCGCCCAAAAAUCCUGUAUCCAAUUUACGGAACUGAAUUUUAAAGAGAAAUACCUUGCGGGGACUGAAUUGGAAAGGAACGUAACCUGUAAAGUUUUAUCUGAAAAUCUUAACAAAGCAGUACUUGAGGGGAAAGUUUAACUUGUCACAACCUGAAGUAUCCAUGCUUGAAUUUGUGAAAGCUUUGAAUGUGACUUUUGUACCUUUUAAGCAGUUUGUCUGGGUGUUCUUACAGUACGAUAAACUUCUAGCUUUCCUACCUCAUCCAAUGAGGGGGUCUGAUCCUGGAUAACUAUCCUUCCCCCCUCCCCUUCUGACCGUUGGAUUUCAAGCAUUUAAACCAAACGCUGUCUGGACUGAAAGUGUGAACUUUCCCCUUUAGGUCCAAGUUCAUACCUGCAAUGAAUGAAAAGGCUACUUUUUACAGAGAAAAUAAAGUCGCCUCUCUCCCUGUAUGGGGAAUGGAGAAUAAAUUGCAGCUCAUGAAA